AUGAUCGCGAUUCACAACAAGCACCGACAAAGACAACCUCUAGGCUCUAGCAAGAUCUGCAAACUGCAAACUCCUCAACGCCCAGCCUCCCUUUCUUCUCCUCCUCGAAACAUCCCCUGCGCUUCACGUUGUCUCCUCAUAGUCUUCACCGUUUCUUGCUUGGCCUUGCCUCGCCUCGCCUCGCGUUACCGCACCUUACCCUACCUUACCGCCGUACCUGAGCUACACCCUGUGCUAACGCAGACGCGACAGGCCAGGAAUAUCUCCGUCUGGUGUGUGCUUCAGACGUGGGAUGAAGCUAGGCUUGCAACUAAUUUCGAAUACCACCUACUAUUCCGACACUACCGCACCAUACACUCCCAGAUACGACACGCCAACAUCGUUCUCGCCGUGUUUGUGGAGCCGCCCAUUCUUUGCAACUUGCCCGAGCCGCUUCCUCUCUGA
Molecule: messenger RNA, 444 nt
Organism: Colletotrichum abscissum
Lineage: Eukaryota; Fungi; Ascomycota; Sordariomycetes; Glomerellales; Glomerellaceae
Exons: 1
Coding region: 1-444 (147 amino acids)
Source: RefSeq, a predicted model, not a curated record